AUGGAGAGCAAGUCUGCCGAUUAUCUGGACGGAGCUGCUGUUGUGAGCCCUCAGCACCAUACCAAAGAAAUGGAUACCAAGGCAGCGGAUCACCUGGAGGAACUGGGUGUUGUGAGCCCUAAAACUCAAUACUGGAGCGAGGUCACCCAGGACGCGAAGGAGGCCACUGCUGCAGAGCACAGCACGACAUUCUGGCAGGGGAUCAAGUUGUAUCGCAAAGCCGCAUUCUGGUCCUUCAUCGUCUCCAUGACCAUCAUCAUGGAAGGCUACGACACGGCGCUCCUCGGCAACUUUUAUGCGCUUCCUGCCUUCAAGGAAGAAUACGGCACACUCUCCAAAGGCUCCUAUCAGAUCUCGUCGCCAUGGAUGAACAUGCUUUCUUACCUCCAGAUGAUCACAAACAUCAUUGCUGCACAGGCAGCCGGCUCUCUCUCGCAGCGGUUCGGCUACCGACCAUUAUUGCUAGCGGCCCUGGUGCUGAUGGGCGGGGCCAUCUUCAUCACAUUCUUCGCACCGAGUUUGCCUGUGUUGCUGGUCGGUGAGCUGCUGUGUGGAGUCCCCUGGGGCGUUUUUGCGGUGCUUGCUCCAGCAUACGCCUCGGAAGUUUGUCCCGUCGUUCUCCGCGGCUACUUGACGGCGUAUCUCAACUUGUGCUGGGUGAUUGGGCAACUCAUCAAUGCCGGUGUCGUGUAUGGCCUUCAAGACUACCCGGGCGAAUGGUCUUACCGGAUUCCCUUUGCCAUUCAAUGGGUGUGGGUGCUCCCCCUGUUCUGUCUCAUCUUCCUGGCUCCUGAAUCUCCCUGGUGGUAUGUCCGCAAAGGUCGUCUGGAAGACGCUGAGCGGUCUCUGCAGAGGCUCUCGGAAAAUUCGGAUGCAGUCAAUAUCAAGCAGACGGUGGCCAUGAUGCUACACACGGACAAUUUCGAAAAGGAGCAAGAAUCUGGGACCGCAAUCAUCGACUGCUUCAAGGGAUCGAACCUUCGACGAACCGAAAUCGCUUGUGCGGUUUAUGCCAUGCAACCCAUGACUGGCGGGGGGCAGAUCCCAUCCUCAUACUUCUUCGAACAGGUAGGGCUGUCGACCCGACAAUCUUUUGGAAUGGGACUCGGUGCCACUGGCGUUGCGUUCUGCACGACUAUUUUAGCCUGGGUUGUCAUCGGAUUGACUGGGCGACGGCGAAUGCUGCUCGGUGGUAUGAGUGGCAUGGUGAUUGUGCUCUUGAUCAUCGGCUUUCUUGGUCUCGGUCCAACUUCAAACCACGCAAUCGGUUGGGCGCAAGCGGCGCUUGCACUGUUCUUCAAUGUCUUCUACAACCUUUCCGUGGGCACACUGGCAUUCACCAUCUUCAGCGAAGUCUCUUCGACCAGAUUGCGAGGAAGAACCAUCGCCCUGGCCAAGAAUGUGAAUGCUGCAAGCUCGAUUGUCGUGGGGGUCGCGAGUCCAUAUUUCAUCAAUCCGCACAACCUUGACUGGAAGGGCAAGGUGGGUUUCUUUUGGGCAGGAGUCAACAUCCUGUGGAUGGGCUGGGCUUAUUUCCGUUUGCCUGAAUUUAAGGGACGCACGUAUGAGGAGAUUGAUAUUCUCUUCACCAAGAAGGUGAAGGCUAGAGACUUCAAAAAGACCGUGGUCGACUUGGACUCGUGA
Exophiala spinifera is the source of this 1644-nucleotide messenger RNA. RefSeq lists its product as uncharacterized. The record is from RefSeq and is a predicted model, not a curated record. Gene Ontology annotation, cellular component: membrane. The coding region runs from base 1 to 1644 and encodes 547 amino acids. Gene Ontology annotation, molecular function: carbohydrate:proton symporter activity. Gene Ontology annotation, biological process: transmembrane transport; carbohydrate transport. The transcript has a single exon. NCBI's taxonomy places the organism in Eukaryota, Fungi, Ascomycota, Eurotiomycetes, Chaetothyriales, Herpotrichiellaceae.